AUGUCAUCAACCUCGCCUCCAAAACUAAAGUUUCUAGUCGUACUUUUAUCAUGUUUUACUACCUCAGUUGUGACAGAAUUAAUCUCAAGAGAAUUGCUAUUUGAUGACCCUAAAUACUCACAAGUGACGCUAUCACCAGAUGGAGAAGAUGUCGCUUUCUUGGCUCCAAAUGAGUAUGGUAUCAGUAAUGUGUUUGUCAGAUGUAUCACAUGUAAAGUGACGAAGGCUGUCACUUUCGAAAUGAAAAAGCAUAUCACAGGUACGUUACUAUACUUAUGGAUUUGGAAUUUGAAGGUUAGUUUGUAGGAUACUAUACUUAUAAGCCUAAAAUUUAAAGUUUUUCUUGUAUGAUACUGUGAUAAACUGUAUUUUUUACAAAAUUAGAUAAAACAUAAAAAUAUUGCUACUAAAUUCCUCCUCAUACCAUCCUAAUACUAAAUUCUCACUGCUGCCAUUUUUAGUAUAACCUAAAAUCCAAAAAAAAAUUAUUUUUAGUGUUGUUUCAGCUUUAUAGUGACAUAAGUGAUCAAGAAGCCGUAUUUUACAUUUCUAAUUUACUCUACUUCCAUUUACAGUACCAUUAACGGUACACGUCAAUAAGGACAAUAAGUAGUAAACAAAAAACGCCGAGCCAGGUGUUUUUCACUUUUGUCUUCGUUUUUUGUGAAGAAAACAGUAAAACAAACAAAACUAUAGACAAAACAGUUUUAUACCGUAGUCUUCAGUCAUCGCAAAGCCGUUAGUUUAAAAUUUUAGAGUUAAAAUCAAAUUUUUCCCUAAGCGUAUUUCACCUUCAUAAUAUCGCCCAAAAUUUCAGGAUAUCACUGGACAGGAGUCAAGAACAUGAUCCUCUACACUCAAGACAACGACGGCGAUGAAAACCUCAAACUAUACAAGAUAAACGUCACAGAAUCCACCCCCUACACUCCAGUUCACACCAUUUCUGAUCGUCCUGGAGUCAAAGCCAUGAUAAUUGAUAACAAUUUGAAGGGCGACAAAGUACUAGUAGGUCUAAACGAUGAGAACCCAGCCUUCCACAAUGUCUACGAGCUCAACCUGAUUAGCAAUGAGAUGAGAAUGGUGUUCCACAAUGAGAGGUUCCCAGCCAAGAUUACUGUAGACAAUGAAAUGAGGAUUAGAUUCGUUAUGGAAGAAGCUGACGAUGGAUCUGUCGUCUACUUUAGGCCUUCUGAACGUGCGGAUUUGAAUAAAUUGACCAGUGAUCCGGACGAUUGGGUCAGUUACUUGACGGUUAAGUCUGAAGACCGGCCUUUAACUAUGUGAGUUGGCUUGACAUUAUGUUUAGUAUCUGAAAAGUACAGAAUCCAUGCUAUCCAGUAUUUACUCAUACUAUAUAGUAGGUACCUAAAAACUUUAAUGCAGGUCUGAUCAUAUUUUACACUACUUUCAAAAAAUGUAAUUAAAAAAAUUUAAAAACAUUUUUAAACACUUCUAGCCUACAUGAGCCCCCUCUAACCAUAUUAACCACCCCACCAUUCCAGGCCAAUUGCCUUCUCCAAAGACAACAAAAAGUCCUACUGGUUGACAGCCGACAACACUGAUCUUGGUCAACUCACAGUACACGAAUUUGGUUAUCCAGAGAAGAGCGAAGUUCUAUAUAAAGCAGCUCGUACUCAAAUCUUUGGUGUUAUAUUCCAUCCAGAAGACAGAACAGUACUGGCUGUUACCGAAUACUAUCACAAACCAGAGUUCUAUGUCGCUAAUACGACAAUCUUAGAAGAUAUUCAACAUUUGGUCAACCUGAGGCCACAGGCUACGCCUAUGAUUGAAAGCACUAGUAAUGGUAGGUUAAUGAGUUGCUAUGUCUAUAUUUUAACGCGUAGUAAACUACUACUAACAUGAAAAAAUCGACCGUUUAGAUCCAACACUAAAUAAAAUUCAGAAUUUGUUACCUAAAAUAAGCUUAGAAAAUUAAAAUACAUAAAAAAGGCUUGCCUAUAACAACAUAAAACUUAAUUUUCAGACUUCAACACCUGGCUAGUUACCUACACCUCAGAUGUAAAGCCUUUCGAAUUCUUCCUCUACCGCCGUGAUGCCAAGAAAGCCGAGUAUCUCUUCAGUACUCGCCCAGAACUUCAAGGUAAAGCUCUAAACCGACAAGUUGGAUUCGACUACACAGCCCGCGACGGUCUCAAAAUCCAAGCCUACCUCAGUUUACCUCCACAAGCCCAGCUUCUACGUGAAGAUCAAGUCCAUGGUGACAACGUCGAGCUAGCCAAGAAGGGAAUGUUGCCAGUCCAACCACAAAAACUGAUCCUAUUCGUGCACGGUGGUCCAAAAGCUCGUGACUUCUUCGGCUUCAACGCUUUCAAUGCUUGGCUAACCAACCGAGGCUACGCCAUCAUGCAAGUCAACUUCAGAGGCAGCGUGGGCUUCGGCAAACGGCUAGCCAACGCUGGAAAUGGAGAAUGGGGCCGCAAAAUGCACUACGAUCUUCUAGAUGCCGCUGAAUUCGCUGUCCAAAAAGGCAUUGCCAGAAGAGAAGAGAUCGCCAUUGUUGGAGCUUCGUACGGUGGCUACGCUACACUCGUUGGUAUGACGUUCACUCCAGAUGUAUUCGCAUGUGGUGUUGAUAUUGUUGGUCCUAGCAACUUGAUCACGCUGUUGGAGACUAUUCCCCCAUAUUGGGUUGGAUUUUACAACGACAUGAUCACUAUGUUGGGAGCUGAUAAGACGACUGAAGAAGGUGAGUGUUUUGAGAGGUUGUUACCUAAAACACAGAAAAUUAAAAAAGCUUAUAUUUACAUAGCAAAACAAACGCAAAAUCCGUAAUUUCUAACUCAUAAAAGCUCGGUUUAGCUUUAAAAUCAAGUUUUGUUACCUAAAAUAUAAAUUUUUACCUGAACGACGAAAAAAUGAAAAACCUUAUUUCUUAUCUUUGCCACAAUAUGAAUUAUUUUAAAAUUUGAAAAACGAACAAUUUCAGCUUAAAAUUCAAUAUUUUUUACCUAAAACCUCACCUUUUCUAUCUAAAACAAGUAAAAAAUCAAGAAAAAUCCAAACAUACCUAUCUAAAACAAUAUAUUCAGGCCGCGCAUCUCUCAAAAGCCGAUCUCCAUUAUACUUUGCCAAACAAGUCAAGAAUCCAUUGAUGAUCAUUCACGGUUCCAACGAUCCUCGAGUGAAACAAUCAGAGUCCGAUCAAUUCGUCGAUGAACUCAAGAAGAAUAACAUUCCAGUAACUUAUGUCGUCUAUCCCGAUGAAGGUCAUGGCCCCAGAAAGCCUCGUAAUGUGUUGGCCAUGGCUGGAUUCAUCGAAGAAUUCUUGUCCGAAUGUCUUCAUGGCGACGUCGAACACUUUGCUCAUGGACAAUAUAAUUCAACUGCGAUGGUAAGGAGCAAAUUGGUGUUUUAAGCUUAAAAUUAAAGCUUAAAACAAAGAAAACUGACUUUAAAAGAUAAAAGAAGAAUCUAAAUUAAUAUGAAAAUUUUUUCAUGAAAAAGCACUUACCCCAUACCAUCACUUAUUUCCAUUAAAAUUAUAUUGUUUUAGGUCGUAGCAGACAUCAAAAAACCCUCAUUCCACAGAAGUCCAAUCGAUUCGAUGGUAUUAGACGAUAGUCAUGUAGGACCGGCCAGAACACAAUGGCCAGGAUUGUCGCGACCAACAGGUCGAUGGCUCUGA
Messenger RNA from Bursaphelenchus okinawaensis, 3646 nucleotides. The record is from the annotation of a GenBank genome assembly. Lineage: Eukaryota; Metazoa; Nematoda; Chromadorea; Rhabditida; Aphelenchoididae.